AUGGGUGCUACUCACCUUUGGGAGAUUGUGCAGCCAGCUCGUCAAAUGCGAUCUCUUUCGCAGUUGACAGUCAGUGAGGGGUUCGAGAAGAAUCGGAAUGGCCGCCGUGCCAUUGCGAUGGGGGUUGACGCAAGCAUCUGGUUACACCAAACCCAAGCUGUCUUUCAUCAUGCGUGCCACUCCCAAGCAGGUGAAAACCCGGAGCUACGAAUUCUGUUCUACAAGCUCAAACGGUUUCUCAACCAACCUGUUAAUGUCGUCUUUGUCUUUGACAGCGAUGGACGGCCCUCGAUGAAGCGCGGAAAACAUGUUCGGACAAAAGAACAUUGGCUUACCAAACACUUCCAGGAAUUUGCCCAAGCAUAUGGCUUUACUGUCCACAUUGCCCCCGGCGAAGCAGAGGCUGAGUUGGCUCUGCUCAACAAGUUGGGCAUCAUCGACAUCGUCAUCACUGAUGAUAGUGAUGCCCUUGUCUUUGGUGCUACUUGUGUCAUGCGCAACCCGAACCUGAAGAAAGAUAAUGACAAUGUUGCCCUCUACACCUCAGAGGGCAUUCGUACUACAGCUGGGGUUCAUGUAACACAGGGUGGGAUGCUCUUGAUUGCCAUCCUGUGUGGUGGGGAUUAUGACAAGGUGGGGCUAGUAGGUUGUGGCAAAGUGGUAGCCCAUGGCCUUGCAAGAACUACACUGGGUGAUCAGCUUCUGGAGGCUGCAAGGGAUCUUUCUGAGGAACAACUAGAGACCUUCUUAGUCCCGUGGCACCAACAGCUUCAGGAGGAGCUACUUUUUAACAAGCAGGGCUUUUUAAAAUGCCGGUACCCUGCAAUCGCGAAUGCGGUUCGCUUGGACUUCCCUCAGCCAUCCGUCAUCCUCAAAUAUACACAGCCUGUCACGUCGUGGGCUGGUGGCCGACUGCUCCCUCCGUUUUCGACAUGGGUCCAUCAUGAGCCUGACGUUGCUGAGUUGGCGUCGCUUGCAGAGCGUUCAUUCUCUUGGCCCCCUGAUAAGAUCAUGGAGGAAUUUCGGAAGCAUGUCUGGCCUGGGCUUUGCCUUCGUCGCCUUUUAGAAGUAAAGAGCCCGCUUCUUGAACUCAUCGAUCAUGUUGUUCACGGCGUCAUCAUCGAUGGAACCCCAUGCCUGUCAUCUUUCCUCCGCAUUCACCGUGUCAGUGAAGGCAAUCUCACCUUGCCAAUUCCCUUCUUUGUUAUCGAGAUUUUAGAACAAAAUCUGAUUAACAAAGCUGUGUCGAAACUUCGGAAUCAGACUGAUUCCCAAUUCCUGUUGUGA
This is a messenger RNA of Laccaria bicolor S238N-H82, 1287 nucleotides long. RefSeq lists its product as uncharacterized. Bases 1 to 1287 code for a protein of 428 amino acids. Lineage: Eukaryota; Fungi; Basidiomycota; Agaricomycetes; Agaricales; Hydnangiaceae. The transcript has 8 exons. The record is from RefSeq and is a predicted model, not a curated record. Gene Ontology annotation, molecular function: 5'-flap endonuclease activity; crossover junction DNA endonuclease activity.